UGCCACACAGUCGAAAUCAAAAUUCAACUCAAAAUUCAAGUAAAAAUUGUAUAAAUAGAAAAUGUCCGUUUCGUGUGGAAUUUAUCAUGAGCGCCAGAGCCGGCAAUUGUGCGCCUUGCACGCCCUGAACAAUCUGUUUCAGGGCAGAGAUCCCUACACCAAGUCGGAGCUGGACGAAUACUGUUACAUUCUGACGCCCCGCUCGUGGCUGAACCCGCAUCGAUCGUGGUUCGGUUGGGGCAACUACGAUGUGAACGUCCUCAUGUACGCCCUGCAGCAGCACCACUGCGAGACGGUGUGGUUCGACCGGCGGCGCGAUCCCACGUGCCUCGAUCUCGGCCAGAUUCUGGGUUUCAUUAUGAACGUGCCGCUGCGCCUGCCGCUGACCCAGCUCCUGCCGCCGGCUCUGAGAAUGCGCCACUGGCUGGCCCUGCGCUGCAUCAAUGGCAGCUACUACAACCUCGACUCGAAACUGCGCCAGCCCAUGUGCCUCGGCACUGAGGCAGAGUUUGUCGAUUAUCUGCGCGAACAGCUGCGGCCGCACACCGAUCAAGAGCUCUUCAUUGUCAUGACCAACGAUCGGGCGACGAGCGCUGAAGGCGACGAUGCCGCCACCAGCGAAGAUUCCGACCAGACGGGGGCCAACCAGCGCUGGCUAAAGCCGCAAUUUCGAAAUGCCAAGUGAAAUAAAAUUAACAAGUUAA
This is a messenger RNA of Drosophila persimilis, 704 nucleotides long. RefSeq names its product josephin-like protein (gene Josd). Gene Ontology annotation, molecular function: cysteine-type deubiquitinase activity. The record is from RefSeq and is a predicted model, not a curated record. NCBI's taxonomy places the organism in Eukaryota, Metazoa, Arthropoda, Insecta, Diptera, Drosophilidae. The transcript has a single exon. The coding region runs from base 62 to 685 and encodes 207 amino acids. Gene Ontology annotation, biological process: protein deubiquitination.